ACAUAAAUAUAAACUAAGCAGGGUUUUCGAGCUGACCAAUGUUGAGACUGGCAUUUAAAGCACACCGGCCGGUGAUGGCCAAAGCGUUGCCUGCGGCUUCCACACUGCUUCCUCAGAUGAACGGAAGAUGCUAUGCUUCUGGGCCGGGUCCGCUUACUCGUGAUUUUGUCCAGCAGCGCAUCAUGGACGUUUUGUCCAACUGUGACAAAGUGGAUGCUGCGAAGCUCACCCCGACGGCCAAAUUUCAAGAAGACCUGGGCCUAGACAGCCUCGACGUUGUGGACGCACUUUUCUUUAUUGAAGAGGAGUUCACCGUAUUGAUGCCCGAUCGCGAAGCAGACGAAAUCAAGUCUGUCGACCAAGCAGUCGACUAUAUUCUGCAGCAACCAGAUGGUAAGUACUUGUGGUUCCUCUUUUUGUUUGACUUGCCCACUACUAACACUCUAGCCUAUUAAGCAGUCGCGAAUUA
Molecule: messenger RNA, 469 nt
Organism: Wickerhamiella sorbophila
Lineage: Eukaryota; Fungi; Ascomycota; Dipodascomycetes; Dipodascales; Trichomonascaceae
Product: Acyl carrier protein, mitochondrial
Exons: 2
Coding region: 39-455 (138 amino acids)
Biological process (GO): fatty acid biosynthetic process
Cellular component (GO): mitochondrion
Molecular function (GO): acyl binding; acyl carrier activity
Source: RefSeq, a predicted model, not a curated record